AUGCUGUCCAACGCACAGAACCAGCCGCUUUUCCCCAACCCUACCGGGCAACAGAAUCCAGGCGGCCAGCAGAACCCCGCGGGCCAGUUUCUCCCCUUCCUCAGCAGACCCACCUUACAGAUCAAGAAGAACGCCAUUACCGACGACUACAAGGUGACCAGUCAGGUGUUGGGUCUCGGUAUCAAUGGCAGGGUGCUCGAAAUCUUUCAGAGGGAGACGGGUGACAAGUAUGCGCUAAAGAUGUUGCAGGACUGCUCUAAAGCACGUAGAGAAGUGGAGCUCCACUGGAGGGCGUCACCUUGUUCCAACAUUGUGAGGAUCAUUGAUGUCUAUGAGAACCUCUAUCAAAGCAGGAAAUGCUUGUUAAUAGUUAUGGAGUGCAUGGACGGCGGUGAACUCUUCAGUCGAAUUCAAGACAGAGGGGACCAGGCCUUCACUGAGAGAGAGGCAUCUGACAUCAUGAAGAAUAUAGGGGAGGCGAUUCAGUACUUGCAUGCUGUCAACAUUGCGCAUAGAGACGUGAAGCCGGAGAAUUUACUCUACUCCACCAAGAGGCCAAGUGCUUUGCUCAAACUCACGGACUUUGGCUUUGCCAAGGAGACCACCUCGCACAACUCUCUGGCUACUCCCUGCUACACACCUUACUAUGUUGCUCCAGAGGUUCUGGGCCCAGAAAAAUAUGACAAAUCUUGUGACAUGUGGUCUUUGGGCGUCAUUAUGUAUAUUCUAUUGUGUGGUUACCCGCCCUUUUAUUCCAACCACGGUCUGGCAAUUUCUCCCGGGAUGAAGAAGCGGAUUAGGAUGGGACAAUACGAGUUUCCUAAUCCCGAGUGGUCCGACGUAUCCGAAGAAGCUAAACAGCUGAUUAGGACCCUCCUGAAGACGGAGCCCACCCAAAGGAUGACCAUCACGGAGUUCAUGAAUCAUCCCUGGAUCAACCAAUCGAUGGAGGUUCCUCAGACGCCGCUGCACACUAGCCGGGUGUUAAAGGAAGAGAAGGACGCGUGGGAGGACGUCAAGGAGGAAAUGACCAGUGCCUUGGCUACCAUGAGGGUCGACUAUGAGCAAAUCAAGAUAAAGACCAUCGAGGAUUCCACCAAUCGACUGCUAAAGAAAAGAAGGGAGAAAGCCAGUAAAGCCAUGGCGGACACACCGUCUGCUGCCCACUGA
This is a messenger RNA of Nerophis lumbriciformis (worm pipefish), 1170 nucleotides long. Lineage: Eukaryota; Metazoa; Chordata; Actinopteri; Syngnathiformes; Syngnathidae. The record is from RefSeq and is a predicted model, not a curated record.